UGUCAUAACUUUUGAUAGCCUAUAUCAGUUCAGAUCUCGUUCGUUGUAAAAUCAAAAUUUUAAGUUGCAAAAAGUGAAAGUCGGUUUUUAUUCUUUUUACCAAUCGUUGAUGCUAAUCGGAAUCAUUUUAAAAUCAAGCGAACAAUAAUCCAACAUGGGUGAUGAAGGCGGUGGCGGCGGACAUGGAAAAGGCGACCUCAAGUCCUUCCUCAUGGACUUUAUGAUGGGCGGCGUUUCGGCGGCGAUUGCCAAGACGGCGGUGGCGCCCAUCGAGCGUGUGAAGCUCAUCCUGCAGGUGCAGGAGGUCUCCAAGCAGAUCGCGGCGGAUCAGCGAUACAAGGGCAUAAUCGAUUGCUUCGUUCGCAUUCCCAAGGAGCAGGGAUUCUCGUCCUUCUGGCGCGGCAACUUGGCCAACGUGAUCCGAUACUUUCCCACGCAGGCCCUCAACUUUGCCUUCAAGGAUGUGUACAAAUCGGUCUUCCUCGGCGGCGUGGACAAGCACAAGCAGUUUUGGCGCCACUUUGCAGGUAACUUGGCCUCCGGCGGUGCAGCAGGUGCCACAUCUCUAUGCUUCGUUUAUCCCCUGGACUUUGCCCGAACCCGUUUGGCCGCCGACGUGGGCAAGGGCGGUAGUCGGGAGUUCAACGGCCUGAUCGACUGCCUGAUGAAGGUGAUAAAGAGUGACGGCCCCAUUGGCCUGUAUCGCGGCUUCAUAGUAUCGGUGCAGGGCAUCAUCAUCUACCGAGCGGCCUACUUUGGAUUCUACGACACGUGCCGCGACUUCUUGCCGAAUCCCAAGAGCACACCCUUCUACGUGAGCUGGGCCAUCGCCCAGGUGGUCACCACCGUGGCCGGCAUUGCGUCCUAUCCCUUCGACACGGUGCGUCGUCGCAUGAUGAUGCAGUCGGGCCUGAAGAAGUCCGAGAUGAUCUACAAGAACACGGCCCACUGCUGGAUGGUGAUUGCCAAGCAGGAGGGCACCGGCGCCUUCUUCAAGGGCGCCCUAUCGAACAUCAUCCGCGGCACGGGCGGCGCCUUGGUUCUCGCGAUCUACGACGAGAUGAAGAAGUACUUUUAGCCCCGAUGUCCGGCCGUUUGUGGUGAGCCCAUUCGGCCACCAUAUAGCAGCACCCCACCCAAUAGCACACCACGAUCUCGCCGCACCUGCGGAUCAUCCCACCGUCAGCACACCGAUUUCAUCCUUUAAUGGAGGAGGACUUGGACCCCGAGGGCCCCAAUAGAGCCCAAUAAAUUAACUAUUUGAUUGGUGGCAGGAUGGCCGUAUGGCUGUUUGGCUGCACCUCAUCUCAGUUGUGUUCUUCGGCAGUGGUUGAGAAAAUACAAAUAAUUUAUUGAACUUUAA
Messenger RNA from Drosophila subpulchrella, 1363 nucleotides. It is a transcript of the gene Ant2, whose product is annotated as ADP,ATP carrier protein. The record is from RefSeq and is a predicted model, not a curated record. Gene Ontology annotation, cellular component: mitochondrial inner membrane. Gene Ontology annotation, biological process: mitochondrial ATP transmembrane transport; mitochondrial ADP transmembrane transport. NCBI's taxonomy places the organism in Eukaryota, Metazoa, Arthropoda, Insecta, Diptera, Drosophilidae. Bases 155 to 1078 code for a protein of 307 amino acids. Gene Ontology annotation, molecular function: ATP:ADP antiporter activity. The transcript has 3 exons.